UGGCGGCGCAGGCGCGCGCGCUCGGGGCCGUGGUUGAAGGGAGGCGCCAUCUUGGGCCGCUGCAAGGCGGGCGGUGGCGCCGGGGGCUUCCGUGAGGAGGCGGGGCCGCCCGCCAUGGAGACCGAGUACUACGGCGGGGACCAGUCAGAUGAUGGUGGAGCUACGCCUGUGCAAGACGAGCGAGAUUCAGGAUCUGAUGUGGAAGAUGAAGGAAAUGAGCAGCAUUCCGGAUCUGAGAAUGGAAGUGUAGGGCAUCAUUCGGAGAAUGAACACAGUGAUGGAGAAGAUGAUGGGCAAAUAGGAGAGACUCAUAUGACAGACUCUGAAAACGAAGACAUCCCAAGGCAAAAAGACAGUGACUCAGAUAACGAGGAGCCUCCAAAUCACAGUGUAAGUGAUUCGGACAAUGAAGCAGCUCAUGGAGGGAAAGAUAGCGAUUCUGAUACUGAGGACCGUCCAAAUCGACAUUUAAGUGACUCUGAAAAUGAAGAUGCCUUAAAUCAUCGAGCAAGUGACUCUGAAAAUGGAGAACCUCACAGGGAUCACAGUAGUGAUUUUGAAAAUGAGGAAUCACACAAGCAGCCGGCGAGUGACUCAGAGAGCGAGGAGCACCACAAGCAGCAGGCGAGUGACUCAGAGAGCGAGGAGCACCACAAGCAGCCAGCCAGCGACUCAGAGAGCGAGGAGCACCACAAGCAGCCGGCCAGCGACUCGGAGAGUGAGGAACUCCACAAACAACCGGCUAGUGACUCGGAGGGCGAGGAUGUUUCCAGACACAAACAAGAAAUAGAGUCUGAGGAUAGUGAUGGGGAGGACAGGAAGGAGGAGGUGCAGAAUGAUUCCCGUCAUUCAGAUAAUGAGCACAUAAGGGAAGGAUUUCAGGGCUCUGACAGUGAAGAGGAAGCUCCUAAGAAACGAAAAAUAUCAGACAGCGAUGAAGAAGAGAAAGAAGAGGAAAAGACAGUGAAGAGGAAAACAGCUAUCCUUUCUGACAGUGAGGAUGACAGUGAGAAAACACCUGCCAAAAAAGUACGAAUCCUUUCUGAUGUCGAAGAAUCAGAUAGUGAUGCUGCUUCAGUGAAGUCUGACAAAAGGAAGAAAAAUAUUGUGUCAGAUAGUGAGGAAGAAGAAGAAAGAAAAGAGAAUGCUGGCAAGAAAAAAGAAGAGAAAGAUCUGUUUGGCAGUGACAGUGAAUCUGGAAAUGAACAAGAGAACCUGAUUGCAGAUAUAUUUGGAGAAUCUGGUGAUGAGGAAGAGGAAGAAUUUACAGGUUUUAACCAGGAAGAUCUGGAGGAAGAGAAAGGUGAUGCAGACAUGAAGGAGACAGCAGAUGAAUCAGACUCUGAUGAUAACAUCAAAAGAGGGAAGCACAUGGACUUCAUGUCAGAUUUUGACAUGAUGCUGCAGCGAAAGAAGAGUAUGAGUGGCAAGCGUAGACGGAACCGUGAUGGUGGAACUUUCAUUAGUGAUGCAGACGAUGUGGUCAGCGCUAUGAUUGUGAAGAUGAAUGAAGCUGCUGAAGAGGAUCGACAGCUAAAUACGCAGAAGAAACCAGCACUAAAAAAACUAACUUUGCUGCCAACUGUAGUGAUGCAUCUUAAAAAGCAGGACCUCAAAGAAACUUUCAUCGAUAGUGGUGUUAUGUCUGCCAUCAAAGAGUGGCUUUCUCCUCUUCCAGACCGAAGUCUGCCAGCACUGAAGAUACGAGAGGAGCUUCUGAAGAUCCUGCAAGAGCUGCCCAGUGUGAGCCAGGAGACUUUGAAGCACAGCGGCAUCGGACGAGCUGUGAUGUACCUCUACAAGCACCCCAAAGAGUCGCGACCUAACAAGGAUAUGGCAGGGAAGCUAAUCAAUGAAUGGUCUCGACCCAUCUUUGGCCUUACCUCAAACUACAAAGGCAUGACAAGAGAAGAGAGGGAACAGAGAGAUUUGGAACAGAUGCCUCAGCGAAGGAGAUUGAGCAGCUCUGGUGGUCAGACCCCUCGCAGGGACCUGGAGAAAGUGUUAACUGGAGAGGAAAAGGCUCUUAGACCGGGAGACCCUGGCUUCUGUGCCCGUGCGAGGGUGCCGAUGCCCUCCAACAAGGACUAUGUGGUCAGGCCAAAGUGGAACGUGGAGAUGGAGUCCUCCAGGCCCGGGACUAUUAAGAGAGGUAUUAGUCGCUUGGAAAAACACAAGAGACGGUUUGCUGAACAGAAACGACUCAGCAAAGUGCAUCGGGCCAUCAAGUUCAGCAUUGAAGGCAACAGGAUGCCCCUGUAGCCAUGGCACUGCCUUCCCCAAGUUGGAGAGGUAUCCCUCAAGGGAGGUGUGAACAGUGCAUGUGCUUCAGCUGUUGGCAAUUUGCACACACAGGAAAGGAGUGUGUACACUCUAACUUAAACCUGGGAAACUCUCAUAUUCUCUCGUGUCUGUACUGUGACCUAAGAGGUAACUUGUACAGGAAGAGUGGGCUGUAGAAUUUGAACACCUGCCUCGAUACUUGCCUUGGCAGCUUCAGGGCACCCAUACCACAGGCAGUAAAUGUGAAAAUACCUGUACUCAAAAGCAGCUUUCCACAACCUCUGGUUUUGAAUGCUGUUCUGACGUAGUUAGGUUCUCUGGGUUUACCUGAACUGACACCUGGGAAUUCUUAGCCCUUCCUGUAGGACCUCAUGUCACUGCAUACCAACAUUGGUGGCUGGCAUUUUACUGGCCCAAAGUAAGCUGGUUUUCACACCUUCUCAUUCCGGGAAGAUGGGUGACACGGGUGGUUGACAGGAGGUGGGGAAUGAGACCUCUGCAUACCAGGGUGGAGGGAGAUCCAUCAAUGCCAUACAUUAGUGUGGGGAUGGUUUUCACAAGUUCUAGUUGGCGUCUCAGUUCUGUGAGCAGGGCUGCCACAAACUGAUAGUGGCAGGAAGAGGCUAGCACAAGUGGUAGGGAACUGUUGAGUUUAAGCUUCAUAUUUAUUUGUUUUUUAAAAAUUAUUUUUUUAAAAAUCACUGUGAAAGUGUAGCUAUAAAUGUCAGCGAAUGGUGGGCAGGCUUAUGAAUAAAAUUUAUUAAAAAUCAGUGGGACAGGAGAGCCUUCCUUCAAUGAUAUAAACGAGAGGUUCAGUUUCUAAUAGAUGUUUUUUGUCAGAUAUUAAGUAGCAUGUUCUGGAUAUGUGUUUCUUCCAGACUUAAAAGGUGUGAAUCAUCUACUGUUUCUGUUGCCUACUUAGAAAAAUUGCUUUCUAGGAAGUAAUGGCUAUGGAUUGGAAAGUCCUUGCUGUUUCAGUGGUGUUUCUUUACAGAAUCACUGUAUUUAAUCUGUGCAAAAUAACUGCUGUGUCACCUCAGUUUUUCAUUUGCAGUUAAUAUAGAUGAGAUGCAAUAACUCUUCUAAUAACUUGUAUGGUCAGCUUAGGUAUUUCUUUUGCACCUCUUUUUUCUCUUGCUUUAUAAGUACUAAUUGGUGACCUUUAAAAUAAAUCACAGUUUGGAAUUGACGUGCCAGCUUGGUCUGCCUCAGUUACCCCUCCCCACGCCAGGGAGCCUGUCUGACACCGUAGCAGUGUUUUGACACUAAACUCUAGCUGAUACAGACACGCAGCGCUUACAAAUUGUACAUUCAGCUGGCAUGCGAACACCUAACAUGGCUAUUAAUCCCUGUAACAUGAAAGCUUUACUGUGUGAUGUUUGUGAGUGCGACUGCCUCCAUAUAUGCGAUGCAUACAUUGGAGGAACCAUUUUAGCCGCUUUGUGGGGAGAGAAUCUGCAUACGUGUGUGCAUACGUACGGACACAAACAAAACCAAUUGGAACCAAGUGGCUUCUUCACCUCCCUCUGGCAGGUUUAACCUUGCAUGCAUCGCUUUUCUCAAACCUCUGGGACGUCUGCUUUUUUUCAGUGAUAAUUACUAGUUUUAUUUUCUAAGUUCCAGGGGACCUCUAAGAAAGGGGUGAGUCGACUGGACAAACAGAUGCGGAAAUUCACAGAUAUCAGGAAAAAAAGCA
This is a messenger RNA of Cuculus canorus (common cuckoo), 3979 nucleotides long. It is a transcript of the gene IWS1, whose product is annotated as interacts with SUPT6H, CTD assembly factor 1. The transcript has 14 exons. The coding region runs from base 115 to 2262 and encodes 715 amino acids. Gene Ontology annotation, biological process: poly(A)+ mRNA export from nucleus. The record is from RefSeq and is a predicted model, not a curated record. NCBI's taxonomy places the organism in Eukaryota, Metazoa, Chordata, Aves, Cuculiformes, Cuculidae. Gene Ontology annotation, cellular component: nucleus.